Messenger RNA from Pieris macdunnoughi, 645 nucleotides. The record is from the annotation of a GenBank genome assembly. NCBI's taxonomy places the organism in Eukaryota, Metazoa, Arthropoda, Insecta, Lepidoptera, Pieridae.
AUGCGCAAAAGGAAGUCGCUCAAGAAAGGCGAUGAUUCUGAGGGAUCAGAAGGUGGCGGUGAACCAGAAGAAUUUCAAGAUUCAGGAGAGGAUUGGACGCCGGAUGCUGAUUCGAAUGAGCAGCCAGUAAGAGCGGGUCGGAAACGAGCACCGAAAGCAUCUGUGAAUAAUGCUAAGAAAAAGCGUAAAAACUCAACAUCUGAAGAGAGUGAAGGAGAGGAGGAGGAGGAAGGAGAAGAGGAAGAGCUUGAUGAAGAAGAUGGAUCUGAUGAUGAGAAGAAUGGCUCUGAUGGGAACAAAUCAGAUUCAAGCCAAUCAAAGGACAUACCAAAACAUUUCCAUUCUGCAAACUUUGUUUUAUUAAAAUCCGAUGUAAAAUGGGAUGGAGACACUGUUACUUCAAAACUGAGUGAUCUUAACUUAUGGAAGAUUGACGGAAAAGCCUUAUUACAAAAGUUUAUCCCCAUGGAAUGUAAUGGGAAAAUUCUUCACAAAUGUACUUGUGUUUAUUCAGGGUGGAAUGUUGAUAAUCGUGAUAACUACUAUGCCAUAACUGAAAUAUUAGAUCGCAACCCCCAAACAGACUCAAAAGAAAUAUGUGUAGCUUUAGAUCUCAAUGAUCUAAUUAAAGUAAGGGACAAAUGA